Messenger RNA from Gloeophyllum trabeum ATCC 11539, 663 nucleotides. RefSeq lists its product as uncharacterized. The record is from RefSeq and is a predicted model, not a curated record. NCBI's taxonomy places the organism in Eukaryota, Fungi, Basidiomycota, Agaricomycetes, Gloeophyllales, Gloeophyllaceae. The coding region runs from base 1 to 663 and encodes 220 amino acids. The transcript has 2 exons.
AUGAAGUCAAGCAGGAAGCCCCGGGAGGAGAUGAAUCGCCAGGCGCCAGGUCGGAUGCAUCGCUCGUCCAACGCGAUCGCAUCGAAGGGCUGCAUGGCUCUCAUUUUCCUUGCCUUCUGCUCCGCUCUCGUGCAGCUCUUCGCAGGCGGCACGAUGCCUUUUGCUACUCGCCUACCUCAAGCCAAGAAGAGGUGUAUUGACGAGGACCAAUUUACAGAUUUUAUCUGGCUCGUCAGUCUUGCCCUGCAGGUCACAAGCGUAGCAGGGGCUGUGUCGUGCAGGGUGGCCUUCGGCAUUGUUCCGAUGGUUCACGCGGCUAUCACAGACGGGGGACAUGGCUCUUUUACGGCUUGGCUAUUGGAGUUAUUUGGGCGGAGGUCGGCUGCAGCAGUGUACAUACGAUAUCGUCAAGGGUUCCUCGUGUUCGCCGCCGAUCUGCUCUGCGGCUUCGGUAUCCUUUGCCUGGGAUUUUCGUUUCUUACGAUGACAGCAGGGUAUGGUAUCUCGUUGAUAACACUACAAGUGUACGCCUGGGUCAACCUGCCGGUGAUCUAUGCCUUAAAUCAGGCGGUCGUCCUCCUGAUCCCUGUGGGUGGUCUGGGAUAUGCGAUGAGAUGGAUCGUGCGCCUCGUCUACGACCAGUUAAGCGACCCGAGGCGGUAG